Molecule: messenger RNA, 594 nt
Organism: Hippocampus zosterae (dwarf seahorse)
Lineage: Eukaryota; Metazoa; Chordata; Actinopteri; Syngnathiformes; Syngnathidae
Product: dTTP/UTP pyrophosphatase-like
Exons: 2
Coding region: 1-594 (197 amino acids)
Molecular function (GO): nucleoside triphosphate diphosphatase activity
Source: RefSeq, a predicted model, not a curated record
AUGCUGCUGCCGUAUCUGAAGGUCCUUGAAAAGCACCCCAUCAUCCUGGGCUCGUCCUCCGCCUCCCGAAAGCAGCUCAUCAACUUCCCCGAGGACCUGGCCAAGGAGUCCUUCGCCUCUCCCAAGCUGUACUGCGAGGCCACCUGCGAGGGCAAGGCGGCCGACAUACUCAAGCAGCUGAAAGACAGCGGGCGCGAGAUCGAGGUGCUGGUCGUGGCAGACACUAUUGCCGCCGUGGACGGCAAGAUCCUCGAAAAGCCUAGGGAUGAGGACCACUGCGUCGAGAUGAUGGGGAAACUGGCUGGCCGCUGGCACGAGGGCAUUACAGCCCACCGGGUCUACGUGGGGACCAAGCUCUACGCUUUCACGACUGUCGACGAACUGAAAUUCUUCCCACUGGACGAAACCACGCUCCGGGCCUACGCGCGGACAGGCCAGCCCUACGCGCAUUCGGGGGGCUACCGGCUGAACGGGAUGAGCGGCAGCUUCUUCGAGGAGAUCAGAGGGUCGGUAGGGUUCCAGGGGCUGCACGUGGGGCGGGUCUGCGCAGCGAUCGUGACAGGCCUCAAGGAGAUGGGCUGGACGGAUGGAUGA